AUUAUCGUAUUGUUUACAGUGGAAUAUUCCACCGGGAAUCACUGCUGCGUCUUUCCCACCGAAAAUCUCCCCCAACUCGUGUCCUAGUGCCCUCAAUCUUCGUUAACUCGAUCGUUUGAACGAGCUUUUAGUGACAGAAAGUGCAAAAAUCCAUGACUGGCACGUGAGGAAGAGCUGAAUAAUUCCGAAAAUGGCUGAAGAGAAGAUGGAGGUGAUAAACCUCGACUCCGACGACGAGGAGAAGAGGAAGCUGCAGGACCAGAAGACAUCCAAGAAAUUCGUCUGCAUAAAUCUCAAGUGUGAGUCGGGUGUUAACAUGAAGACAGCCUCGUCCUUCGCCUGCAGUUACUACGGCCUGAACCAAGCGAAGAAGAAGAAGAGGUACAUCUGCGACAAGUGUCAUGUGGUGGCAAUUGAGCACCAGGAGAUGCUGGCCGAGGCAUUCUUCAAGCGAGAGCCUCUGCUCAAGUGCGAGCUGCCAGACAACACGAUGCAGAUCGAUCUAUCGGACAGUGAUUCUGAUGGAGAAGCUGCCAAGGAGCCCGAAGAAUGCGAGUACAUACCUGAGGACGUUCUGCUGGACAUGGAGACUAAAAUCGAGGAUGCACUGUCGAACGUCCUGAGGAAGUACGACGUUGACUAUCAGCUGACGGAGGCCCAGAAGAUUCUGGAGGCUCAGUUCGAUGACAUCGAUCGGUCUAAUGAGGAGAGCGACAGGGAGAUCAAGCAGAUGAUCAGCAAGAUGGAUAUGAUAAGGAACAGCUUGUACGAUGCAUUCAGACCUGACAUCAAGAUGCUGGCGGAUCUCUCGAUCGAUGAUGGACCGUCGAUGGUGCCACCUCAGGCGCCUCAGGCCUCACCGAGACCUUUGCAACGUGCAGAACCCCCGGGCCAUCCCACUGUCGCCACCAAGAAGGUCACGCAGGUGAAGAUUCCUGCUGCUGCUCCACCCAAAGCUCAGGACAAUCAGGUGGAAAUCAUGCCGAUUGUGGAGAAGGUGGAGAAACAGACGCUUGGGUAUGGGCUGCCUGCACAUGGGAAGCUUAUUCUCAGACCUGCUGAGGUGGAUAAUAUUGUGCUGGUCAUGAAGCAUCCGUUGAUGCCUUGGAUCAAAGCAAAGGUUCAUGCGAUCUUGACACAUCAACCAAUGACCUACCGUGUCAAGUUUCUACCGAAAAAAUACAACAACUCCCUGAGAACAGUGUUCGGUCGACAAUUAGCUAUUCAUGCACCAGCCCCAGUGAUAAUUCCAGUUGCAACCAGAGUCGUUGCUAUCUUUAACGAUGUUAAUUCGAGUAACUAUUACAGUGGAGUUAUAGCUGAACCACCAAAGACAACAAACAAACACAGAUACUUAGUGUUCUUCGACGACGGUUACGCCCAGUACGUCGCGCACAAGCACAUAUUCGUGGUCAGCGAGAGCUCCCAGCGCGUCUGGGAGGACAUUCCCAUAGAAUCCCGUGACUUCGUGAAGAAGUACAUCGAGGGAUACCCAGAGCGUCCAAUGGUGAAGCUGCAGCCAGGCCAAGUAGUGAAGACCGAGUGGAAUGGAAAAUGGUGGGUGGCAAGAGUGGCCCAGGUGGACGCCUCCCUAGUUCAAAUGUCGUUCGACGCUGACAACCGCACAGAAUGGAUCUACCGAGGCUCCACCAGACUGGGGCCCCUCUACGUGGAGCUACUGAAGGCCACAGCACGCCAGCAGGGCCACCACAUGACAGUGAACGCCCCAGGUCGUCACAGAAUAGCUCCAGGUGGCAAAGCCAACAUUCCUUACGUCGAGUACACAUCAGGAACGAUCGAAGGGGAUCCUGAGACGACUGUCAAAGAGCCUCCAGCAGCAUCUCCAAAGCCACCACCCCAGUCUCGAGCAGUGGCGCGUAAAAGUACAGCAAAGAAACCGACAGUGGAGCCAACCUAUCUCGCAGCAGCUGAAGCCAAAUCAGCUUACAGUAUCGCCUACUACUCCCUCCCCAACUCCAUCAAGCCCAAGCAGUAUGCACCCCACGAGUGCUCAGCAAAUUGCAUUCAACUCAAGGACUUCAAGGUCGACGACCUCAAGGGCUACUCCCCCUUGUCAAUUCCCUUGUUGUGCGGCUGGAACAGGCAGAUCUGCAAGUACCCCAAGGGAAAGAAGGUCGUUAUGUACCAGACACCGUGUGGCGUUCGACUCAGAUCCAUCGAGGAGGUCCACCAGUACCUCAGGAAGACCAAGUCCACGAUCUCAGUCGAUCUGUUCGAGUUCGACAGUUGGGUCCACUGUCUCGCUGAGUUCAUCCUCGAUAAGUGCUUUGUCAACAUCAAGGAUCUGAGUUAUGGAGUGGAGAAUGUGGCCAUUCCCUGUGUCAAUGAACUAGAUCACGCUCUUCCUGAUCCAAUCACUUACAGUACUGUCAGACAGCCAACGGAGGGGGUCAAUUUGAAUCUGGAUCCGGAGUUUCUGUGCAGUUGUGACUGCGAGGACGAUUGUCAGGAUAAGGAGAAGUGCCAGUGCUGGCAACUGACGAUCCAGGGGGCCCAGGCCACUCUGGGGGGUCGAGUGCCUGCUAAUAAUGUGGGAUAUCAUUAUAAACGACUGCCAGAGCCUGUGACCACUGGCAUUUACGAAUGCAACUCCAAGUGCAAGUGCUCGGUUAAGACUUGUCUCAACAGGGUUGUCCAACAUCCGUUGACGUUGAAACUGCAGGUCUUCAAAACUCAGAGGAGGGGCUGGGGCAUCAGGUGUCUUAAUGACAUACCUGUGGGGUCCUUCAUCUGUAUUUAUGCUGGGAGGCUCUUGACUGAACAGGGGGCUAACGAGGGGGGGAAGAACUAUGGGGACGAGUAUCUCGCUGAGUUGGAUUAUGUCGAGGUCGUGGAGAACAUCAAGGAGGGCUUCGAGGCCGAUGUUCUGGAUCCAGAUAUGCCAAUUGAGUCGCCCUCGUCCAAGGAGAGAGCACAGGAGGAGGAGAGGAGCACCAGGAGGAGGACAGGCCCUGAUGGGGAUGCUGAUUUCGAUAUUAGACAGUAUAAUACUGAAUAUGCGAAGCUGGAUUCUGAGGCUGAUGACUCAAUGAAGAAGAGGCUGAGGAAGAGGAAGAAGAGCGAUGAGAUUGUCAUUCAGGAUGUUGAGGAUAAGAGUGAGGAUGGGAGCAUUGGGAAGAGCGAGGAUGGAAGUGUCGGGAAGAGCUCCACUGAUAAUAAUCAGGAUGGGAGUGAUGAGGAGGUCAAGGGGAAUGGCAGGAGGGAGUUGAUCAGGUUUGAACCCACUGUUGAGCCGAACAUUGAGAGACCCAAGUUCAAGUCUGUCAGGGACUUCUUCGGGGAGGAUGAAGCUGUCUACAUCAUGGAUGCCAAGACCACUGGCAAUAUCGGGAGGUAUCUCAAUCACUCGUGCGAUCCCAAUGUUUUCGUUCAGAAUGUAUUCGUUGAUACUCAUGAUGUGAGGUUUCCCUGGGUCGCUUUCUUCGCGCUUUCCUUCAUCGGGGCCGGACGAGAAUUGACUUGGAACUACAGCUAUGAUGUGGGGAGCAUCCCUGGAAAGGUCAUCAUCUGCAAGUGUGGGGCUUCCAACUGCAGGGGACGACUAUUGUAAUUCAUAUUGCGAUUUAAUGUAUUUUGUGGAUUAGAGUAAAGUAGGUAGUUAAGGUGUUUAUGAUCAUUUGUGGCUAGUGGAUAUUCAUUGGCAUCGUUUUUUGUAAUUUCGUGGAGGGGUGGAAAUAUAGAGAUGGAAAUAUGUUUUGUUUCAUUACUGACAAUACAAGAGAAUUCGUAGUUCAA
Messenger RNA from Diachasma alloeum, 3756 nucleotides. RefSeq names its product histone-lysine N-methyltransferase eggless (gene egg). Gene Ontology annotation, cellular component: nucleus. Gene Ontology annotation, molecular function: protein binding; histone H3K9 methyltransferase activity; DNA binding. NCBI's taxonomy places the organism in Eukaryota, Metazoa, Arthropoda, Insecta, Hymenoptera, Braconidae. The transcript is spliced from 4 exons. Gene Ontology annotation, biological process: negative regulation of gene expression; heterochromatin organization. The record is from RefSeq and is a predicted model, not a curated record. The coding region runs from base 191 to 3571 and encodes 1126 amino acids.